Coccomyxa subellipsoidea C-169 is the source of this 1671-nucleotide messenger RNA. RefSeq lists its product as hypothetical. Gene Ontology annotation, biological process: regulation of DNA-templated transcription. The transcript has 12 exons. The coding region runs from base 1 to 1671 and encodes 556 amino acids. Lineage: Eukaryota; Viridiplantae; Chlorophyta; Trebouxiophyceae; Coccomyxaceae. Gene Ontology annotation, cellular component: nucleus. The record is from RefSeq and is a predicted model, not a curated record.
AUGGAAGAGGACAACAGCGUUAUCUCUGCGAUAGAGCCUGACAUGAGAGCAGACCCGCAGCAGCCAGUACACACAAGCACGGCGCGCGGUUGGGAGACAAAAUUCAAUGCAGCGGGGUCAGGAGGCCGGACAUGGCAGUACGGCCAGCUCAAGUCGCCGCCAGACAGCGGCUGCCCCGCGGCGCCGUUCAACUCCCUGCAGAGCGUUGCGGCUGCAGCCACGGCGUCCCUGACGAGCCCGGCACUGAAGGCAGUGAUGGCUGCUGGUGGUCGUGUGGACCAUCGCCUGCAGAGCGCUGCUGCAGUUGCCGCCCUUUCGGCUGCCGCCGCAGCAACGCCUGUGUCGCGGCGCUUGUCUUCCACAUCUUCAGGUCAAGGUGAUUCAGUGGUGCCUCCCACUACGCCUGACGAUGAGACAAAGGCCAGAUGCGCGGUGGCCUCAACUUCAGAGGAUGUUGUGGUGAGCAUGCGCGAUCAAGUGCGGCAACGCAAUCCCCAGGCCUUUCAAGAGAAGAUUGAGAAGCAGGCCAAUGGCCAAGGCAGCGGGGUCAGCGGCCUGCACAAGAGGGGCUGUCACUGCAAAAAGAGCCACUGCAAGAAGAAGUACUGCGAGUGCUUCCAGGCGGGCGUGAAUUGCGGGGUGCACUGCAAGUGCGACGAGUGCCACAACACUGUGGAAGACGGCCUGCCUCCCCCGCCGCGCGCAAAUGGCAAGCAAGCCGCUGCAGCAUCUGCCACUGCUCCUGCUGCGGUCACCAACCCUGCCGACCGCAACAAGACCUCUCCUGGCACCCCGCCUGCCCCGGGCAAGGAGACGACGUCACUGGACGCCCGCCGCACGUCCUCGCGCUCAGUCAAGCGCAAGGCUUGGACGUCCAGCGCUCCUGCAGCCAGCGAGCAGCCACGCCGCCUACCAACCCCUUCCACUGACAGCUCCGCCUCGCAGCACAGGGCCCCCUCCGCUGGAGUGCUCAGCCCUCCUGACAUGGUCUGGCCUGCCAACACUCUCGCCCAGGCGCAGGGCCAUGUGUUGGGCAGUGCAACGAGCAGCGGUGCUCAGAUGCUGAGCCCACCGGCGCUCUUCGAUCACAGCAGCGUUUCCAGGAUAUUAGGCCGCACUGCUCUGGAGCAGGCAUCGCAGCAGCAGCUGCAUGGCAGCAUGGGGGGCAGUGACAUUGCCAGGCUUCUCAGCACGUCUUUGGAUGGACGCCGGGAUGGCGAAGGACCAGACUGUGCAGCCCAGCCCGGCCCCUCCCCACAGAGAGAUGAGCAGAGGAAGCCCUCUGCACAGCCACUCCUUGGACAGAGCAGCAGCAUGAUGCUCUACACAGGCCAGGAUCCCAUGCAGACAGACCAGGCCAGCUUGAAGAGGGGCCUGUGGAUGGGACAGCAGACAGGCAGGAAAAAGACCAGCCAUGCCCCAAGGACAUCACAGGUGCGCAAAUUGACGGAUGUCCCAAGAUUGGCGGCUGGCAGCAGAAGGGGCGCCCCUCAGCGGGCAGCAUCGCUGCCGGCCCCUCAGGCAUCCAUUGCAGGCGCCCAGUCAGCACUCACAAGAUCGCACUCAAGCGCAGAGGACACAGAGCUCCUUAGCCCCAGCGCUCCGUCGACGUUUGGACAGGGACAAAUGCUACGCAUGGGAGCAGGAAGGACCCUCAUCUCGCCAAAGUAA